UUAUGGGGCCCCCGGGCAAUAGGGGAUCAUGGGGCCCCUGUGUCCUUGCCCAAACUCAAAAAAGCCUAUGAAAAAAUGUACCAGGGGCUUCUCAUGGGGCCCCCUACUGACCCCGGGCCCUCAGGCAGUGCCCGAGUUCCCAAAUGGUCAGUCCGCCCCUGUUCUUGACAAGAGUCACCAAUGAGAAGUCAUUGCUCUUGUCAAUGGCGUUAUCUCCAUAAACACUCCUAGCCUGAAAUGUAUGUGUUAAUGCUUGUGACCACAAUGUAUGGCAGCACAUGGAGGCGUUCAUUGUGAAUGGUAGCCUAAG
This is a messenger RNA of Staurois parvus, 310 nucleotides long. Lineage: Eukaryota; Metazoa; Chordata; Amphibia; Anura; Ranidae. The record is from the annotation of a GenBank genome assembly.